This is a messenger RNA of Pseudomyrmex gracilis, 4596 nucleotides long. RefSeq names its product transcription elongation regulator 1-like. NCBI's taxonomy places the organism in Eukaryota, Metazoa, Arthropoda, Insecta, Hymenoptera, Formicidae. Gene Ontology annotation, cellular component: nucleus. Bases 488 to 4117 code for a protein of 1209 amino acids. The transcript has 18 exons. Gene Ontology annotation, molecular function: transcription coregulator activity; RNA polymerase binding. The record is from RefSeq and is a predicted model, not a curated record.
AAGUGCCAUUCGUUUCUAUCGUGACGUGUACGUGUGUAUGUGUGUGUGUGCAUAAUUUAAUUCGAGAGAAACAAGAGAAACAAAACAAAAAGUUCGUCAUUGUUUAGAAAUUAUUCCGACUUUAAAGUCUUUUGUUGCUUGUCGAGAGUUGUUUUUUUUUUUUUUUUUUUUUUUUUUUAAUCGUUUUCGUUAGAAAAUGUAUGUUACAAGACCAGCGAAAUCUGCCGAGUAAUCUCUCCGCAGGUAAGAUUCAUCUAGUGAGUUUUCUUCAGGCUGACUUGCAUCAGGGAAAUUCACGGGUCGCAUGUUGGUGGCAAUAUGUUUACAGCUUGCGUCGCGUAAAAUAGUGAUUUGUUUGCGGUAUUUUUCUCUCGGACGGCGAGGAAAAAAGUGAUCUUAACCGAAGUAGAUUAGUAAUGGGUGUAUGAGAGACCGACGACAAGUUUGAUCGUUUUAAUUGUCUCUUGUUGUGCGUGUUAUCGCAAAAAUGGACACGAGCAGCGAGCAACCGGCCGCGAUAGCGGCCGAGCCCGUCGCCAGCAACGAGCAGGAGCACAAUGAAGAGGUCAUGGAAGAGACGGAGGAGUAUAACUAUGAGGGCGAUGAUUAUAGGCAUUUUAUGCCGCGAGGCCGCGGCGGGUUUCGGGGUCGUGGCAGAGGUGGGUUUGAUUUCCCUAUGAGAGGUGGAGGACCACCUAGGUUUCGAGGAAGAGGAUUCGGACCAAGAGGAAUGUUUAGAGGAGCUAACAAUGGAUUUCCUUUCGAGGGUCCUCCUAGGCCAAAUUGUCCACCUGGUCCUGCAGGUCCAAGAUUUAGAGUACCGCCACCCUUUGAUCCUAGUUGGGGACCAAUGGGACCUCCAAACUUAAUGGGUCCUCCAAACUUAAUGGGACCGCCAGGAAUGCCACCACCACAUGUAAUGAACGGUCCAAUGGGUACUGGACCAGGUCCAUAUGGACCUCCUCCUGGAAUGGGACCACCUAACAUGAAUAGCAUUCCAGGUCAACAACAACCGUCUCAACAACCGUCACAGCAGCAAGCAAACAUUCCAGGUCUAGAUCUCAAUGGAGAAGUAUGGGUGGAGACUAAAGCAGCUGAUGGCAAGUCUUAUUAUUAUAAUAUUCGUACCAGAGAUACUACAUGGACUAAACCAGAGGGACCAAAUGUGAAGGUCAUGAUACAAGAUCAGUUAGAACAGUUAGUACACGGUGCGUCAAAGCAAACGGCUCGCUCUACAACGCCUACUUCGUCAAGUAGUACGCCAACUCAAAUUAGUGAAAAUAGAAUUUCCCAAGCCGGCGAGCAAUCGUCUUCUAAUAAUGCAGAUGCGAUUAAUCAAUUAAGCACAGCACCUCCCGGUACCGGACCACCGCCUACGUUAAAUGACACGCCAGAUGUCAGUAAUCAAGCGCCUGAGACGAAUCAAUCUAACGGUACAGCGCCCGCGACAGUUACUAGCACGCCACCGAUUACUACACCAGCUGUAAAUACGAAUAUGAUGCAACCACCACCGAAUAUGAUUCCCAUGCAACAUAGAAUGCCAAAUCAAUUUGGUGGGCCUAUUCCUGCGCAAUUCGGAGCAGCGCCUUUCGGAAUGCCACCACCUGGUUUUCAACCUUUCGGCGGUUACGGGCCGCCACAAGCAAAUUGGGGUAUGCCACAAAUGCCUCAUGGUGUAAUGGCACCUCAAACACCCGCCGAAGAUCCUGCAAUACUUGCACAACUUGAUUCUGAAUUGGUAGCAGCUGCUAUGGUUUGGACGGAACAUCGUGCGCCAGAUGGUAGACUGUAUUAUUAUAAUAGUAAAGCUGGAGAAUCAGUAUGGGAAAAACCACAAGCCUUAAAGGAUCUCGAAAAUGCGAAAUUGGCGCUGCGGCAGAAAAACGAAGAAGCAAGUACUGUUCCCGUUACAACCGCUGUUACGACCACCACCACCGUUACAAGUAACAGUACUACGAGCGAGCCCGCAAAACAAGAGAAACCCCAGCAAGAGAACACUCAGGAAACCAAAGAUAGUACAAAAGAUGCUGAAAGCGCUAAGCCGAAGAAGGAAGAGAACGUUGGAACGAAGGAACCUGCUAAACCUCAAGACAAGUCCAGACCGAUUUCUAGCACCCCCGUGCCUGGAACUCCAUGGUGCGUCGUUUGGACGGGAGACGGACGUGUGUUUUUCUACAAUCCUUCAUCACGUAUAUCAGUUUGGGAAAGACCGGAUGAUCUUAUUGGCCGUCAGGACGUGGACAAGAUGGUGUCGACUCCGCCGGACGCGGUGGGUGCUCCGAAGCCGGUGCGCCAGUCGGAUACCAGCGAAAGCAGCGACGACGAGCAACCCGUACCAGCAAAGAAAAUGAAACACGACGAUACUAAAACUACACCUGUUAAGGAAGAGGAGGAGAAAGAAGGUAAGAAGACCAUCGACAUUGGUAAGGAAGCAGCGAUAGAGGCCGAGGUGAGAGCAGCUAGAGAGCGAGCAAUAGUCCCGUUGGAAACCAGGAUUAAGGCAUUUAGAGACAUGCUCGCAGAGAAAGAUGUAUCUGCAUUUAGUACUUGGGAAAAAGAGCUUCAUAAAAUAGUAUUUGAUUCGCGCUAUUUACUUCUAAUGUCAAAGGAAAGGAAGCAGGUUUUCGAGAAGUACGUAAAGGAGAGAGCGGAAGAAGAAAGACGCGAAAAGAGGAAUAAGAUGAAAGAACGGAAGGAGCAAUUUCAAAAGCUCCUCGAAGAAGCAAAUCUUCAUGGAAAAUCGUCGUUUAGCGAUUUUGCUCAAAAGCACGGAAGGGAUGAACGAUUUAAGAAUGUAGAAAAGAUGCGCGAACGAGAAAGCCUUUUCAACGAAUAUCUUCUGGAAGUGCGAAAGAGGGAAAAAGAGGAAAAAACAGCCAAACGAGAACAGGUGAAAAAGGAAUUCUUUUCGAUGCUACGCGAACACAAAGACAUCGACAGGCAUUCGCAUUGGAGCGAUUGUAAGAAAAAAUUGGAAUCGGAUUGGAGAUACAGAGUCGUAGAGUCUGCGAGCACGCGGGAAGAUUGGUUUAGAGAUUAUGUUCGAAUGCUGAAGGAUGAGCGGAAAAAGGAAAAGGAGAAAGAUAAAGAUCAUCGGCACAGAGAGAAAGAUCACAAGACCGACAAGAAGGACAAGGAUCGCAAGGAUUCAGAUAAAGGUAAAGAAACGAAAUCUAGCAAGGACAGAUCUGAGAAAGACAACGCGAAGGAAAAGAAGCAACGUAAGAGCGAGGCGCCUACCGAGGAAAACGGAAAGGAGAAAAAAGAGAUAGUGAUAGAGAAAGAAAGCGGCGAACUUGACGAAAGUGACGACAAGAGUGUGAAAAAGGAAAAUGACGAAGAGGGAGACGAUCAUUCUGAUUCGGAGGAGGAUCGUGAGAAACAGAAAAGAGAACGUGAAAGGCGAGCGGAAGUAAGUCUUCGUGAGAGAGAACGAGAAGUACAACGAACACUUGCCACGCAUCUUCGUGACAGAGAUAAGGAGAGACAACAUCAUCGUCACGCGGAGGCUGUACAACACUUCAGCGCUCUUCUCGCUGAUUUGGUAAGAAACAGCGACUUGGCAUGGAGAGAAGCUAAACGACAACUGCGAAAGGAUCACAGGUGGGAACUGGCCGAAAGUUUAGAUCGCGAAGAGAAAGAACGACUGUUCAACGAACACAUUGAGCAAUUGGGUCGCAAAAAGCGCGACAAAUUCCGAGAAUUGCUUGACGAAGUGGGUGCGUCGACCGAGCUAACAGCAUCCUGGAAAGACAUUAAGAAAUUAUUGAAGGACGAUCCCAGAUAUUUGAAGUUUUCUUCCAGCGAUCGGAAAUGCGAAAAGGAAUUUAAGGAAUAUAUUAAGGACAAACUUGUCGCUGCCAAAGCUGAUUUCAGAGAACUUCUUCAGGAAACAAAACUGAUUACUGACAAAACGUACAAAAAAGUGCAAGAAAACAGCUCGCAUCUAACGGAAAUCGAAGAAAUUCUCAGAAAAGACCGAAGAUUUCUUGUGCUGGAAGCAGCGGCUCCCGAGCGGACUCGAUUGUUGAUGGGUUAUCUGGAGGAAUUAGCGCGACGAGGUCCUCCGCCUCCUCCCACCGCUUCAGAGCCUUCGAGAAGACCAACUACAAAUUGAAGAGAGUGGUCUACCUCGAAAUAUACAAUAUAUAUAUUCAUGAUGUUACAAAAACGAAUAAAUUUAUAGCAGAAAAAUUUAUAACUAUGACAAAAAUUAAUAAAUUUAUAGCUGUAGUUAAGUUGAAUUACUUUACACAUACACACACAAUUACCUGUAUAGAAUUCAAUAAAAGCCAAUGAAAGCCAAAUUCCAGCAACAUUUAAAUUGCGCUAUGGAGGUAUGUGUAGUGGAGUGUAAGUAUAUAUAAUAUAUAUAUACAUAUAUAUAUAUAUUAUAUAUAUUGCUAAAAAUAAGACUAAUGAAAAUAUUGAGAACAAAUUGUACUUGUGACAUCAUGUACUAUAAUAAUAAUAAUAACAACAUCAAUGCACAAUACAUGUAUCUUAAAGUGAUACGCAAAGUAUAAAAAUAAAACAAACAAGACUGUUGAUUUUAAGAGUAUCACAACGCAUUAGUCUCUAAGAUUGACAAUUUAU